UUUUUUCCGGGGUUUUUUCUCUCGCCGUGAACAAUGACACGGCGGUCACGUGACUGUUUCGAAACAUUUCGUAAACUCCGUAUUGAGACCAGAAGUUUCGGACGACUUCGGAACGGAUCGAUCCUGGGUGCCAUCUCUAGUUAGUUCAUAGGGUGUCUCCUAUUCUACUGCCCACCGUGGUGGAAACACACUGCCUAGUCAAGUCAAAUCGCGCCGUUAAGUCAUCACCACCUGGUGACGUCAAGUCACGUCGACUCCUGGAACGAAACAGACGACAUCAUAAUUUCCUGUUCACUGGCUGAUAAUAGAGUACAGGCUUCCAAGUGACAUGCUCAUCGUUGUAAUGAGUCGAUCCAUCCAUCUUGUUGCUGAUCGUCCGCUUCCUCUUUUUCCUUCAACUUUUCCAAGCAUUACAGUACUUUCUAAACAACGGGUCUUCUCAUAGUAUGCCAAAAACAUGAUGCUUUUAUUCUGGUCAUUUGUACACACUGAUUAAAUUCUAUGGCUAGGUAUCGCCAGCCCGCAGAAAAAAAUGCCCUCCUGUUUAGAUUUUUCAGUCAUAAAAACGUUCGUCGGAAAAAUUUCCGUAUCACAGCAUUUAAAUAUACCGCCCUUUGACCUCUCCGUAAACUAUACACAGAUGAAAACAGCGCAAUUCUGUCAUUUUUUCAUCUGGUAGGUGUCGUUGAAGAGCCUGAUGUUUAGAAACUCGUGUACAGCCGACUGUACCAGUAAAUAUCUAUACUAUUAUUGCCAAAUCCACAAUACAAUAUUUCUUGACAUAUCUUUUAUUCAGAUAAUAGUUAGGAAUUUGAAGUUACUCACUUUUAAUAUUUGUGUCAAUGGUCUUUUUUGUGCAGGCGAGUUAAGGGCAUACUGCUAUGGGUCCUCAGAGCCAAUGUCAUAUUUUCGCCAUGUCCGGCAGUUGCCGCGUCGUUUUUAUUGUAUGUGAAUUAAUGGUUGUUUCUUAAGCGAUUUUAGAAAUCAGGGAUAGGUGAAGUAACGUUUUCAUCAUGAUAUAUCCUCUUAAACGGUUAGAUAAGUACUUUGCAGCGCAGUAAUAACUGGAGUCGCAUUUGGUGUAUGGGUAACAUACUGGGCCGUUUUGUCUUUCCGUUAAUUAUAAUUUAUUUAUAGUUUUUAGCGCUGUCACUAGCGACCGAAACUGUCGCUUAUCGUUGAUAUUGACAUAUAUGAGAAUCUAGAAUAAAUUAUGGCCAAUGAAUGCCAGAUGUCACGAAGCGAUGCCCUAGUCUCCGGGCAGCCGUCCUGGGCUUAUGGAUCUGCCGGGACUCAGCUCUCCGAUGUUAUACAGCCGGUCCGUGAGAGCGGCACCGUGGAGCUCACACAGCUGUACUCCGAGACCUCAGUCGAGAAAGGUCCAGUUUACUUGGUACAGGAAGAGGGAUCGACGCCGUGUUUACUCAGUUUGCGAUGCCCCCCGGAAUGCAGAGACAUUAUAACCAGUCUACUGGUGAUUAGCGAAGCCCGGACUAUGGAAGUGUACUCUGGGACGGGGGAGUACUGCGGUACGUGCCGUGGAGAACCAGAUCCCGGUUUGUACCUCGGCAGUGCUGAAGAAAGAACCCCCCUCUAUAAGAAACACCUAAUAUUAGAGUAUCCAUCGCCGUCGUGUGAAGUGAAGCUGCUGUCUCUGGGUGGGCGAACAAGGGUGGGGGUCAGCCGAGUCGUGCUGGGCCUGAAGACAGCCGACACGCAGGAAGGCUCCCCGCCGGCCCCGGGGCCGGGCAUCGACCUGCGUCGCGUGCGGGCCAUGGUCGGCUCCAUGGGCACUGCCCUCUCCCCCGGGGCUCAGAGCCUGAUGCAUCUGGUGCAGUUCCAGCAGCAGAGUAAGAUGGAUGUCCUGGGUGGGUUUGUGCCCCUGCUCAUGGGUGGGGGAUCCCUGGCCUCUGUGGUCAAAGGAGCCCCCGAGCCUGAAGGCGGGGGAGGUACAGUGAGACACACGGGCAUCCCGGGGCCUGCUGAAGGGGGCGUGUUACAGGACGAUCAGCCACGAUCCAGCGGACGGCCCGGGCUCCCCAACGGAAACAUCGAGGGCCCCGAGCUGGCCAGGGCAGUGUCAUCCCUGCUGAGCGGUCACCCGGGGCAGAACCCCGACCUGCUCUCGGCCGUGCGGGCAGUUUGUGGGCAGGUGGGCGGACUCCACAUUGAGGACGACGCCCAGAAGUGUUGUCCAUCACCAGGCCCACGACAGGAGCACUCGUGCUGCAGGAGCCUGGAGCAGGCUUUGGAACAGCGGCUGCAGGAAAUGGAGAGAAGGCUCACCCAGCACAUCGACCAGCGGCUGGACUCCCUGCAGCACGGCCUGGAGCGCACCCUGCUGGCCGGUCUGCACACAGCACUCCUGCCCCGUGGCACCGAGGACAUUACCUCUGCUGGCUGCCACUGCAGCGCAGGCCUGCUAAACGGCGGGUCGUGACCCCAGCCCGACACCUAAGGGGCUGUGAGUGACACUUGGAACAGCCAGUCAGCUGCUCGGAAACGGCUGCUUCUGUGCAGUCGUGUGAUUGGACAGUUAAGAAGGAACUUUGUGGUUGGUUAUGUCACCAGCAGCACUGCAACAUAAAUGUAUGAUACUGUAAUAUACUAUGCAAGUUAAAUGUUUUUUUUUUUUUUUUACUGAAAAAUCUGGUUAAGUGGCUGCUGGGCGUAAAGGUUAUCUUCAUCCGUAUCGAUUAUUGUGCUGUUUCAGUAUUACAUGGACCUCUGUCAGCUUAUGGUAUGGUUUGAAUUAAUGCACUACUUCCAGAGGCAGACAACCCCCAAAAAAAGCUAAAACCUGAAUGUUUUUCCAUUUCUUUCACCAAACUUCAGGUGAGAUUACACACUACUGCAGUGGUUAAAGAGGUGCAGUGGUUUUUAUAUGCAGCUGUGUCUGUAAACCAUCUCACCUUACACUCUGAUGCUGUCCUUUCCAAACACGUCCUUACUGCUGACAUCCCGUGAAGCUAAAAAACGUGGCACAUUUGAGUCAGUGUAAGAACAUACGCGGAUAAACAUGAAUCAUUAAACAGCUGAAUGUCGAAUGGCCA
Messenger RNA from Paramormyrops kingsleyae, 3053 nucleotides. It is a transcript of the gene c20h10orf88, whose product is annotated as chromosome 20 C10orf88 homolog. The record is from RefSeq and is a predicted model, not a curated record. Lineage: Eukaryota; Metazoa; Chordata; Actinopteri; Osteoglossiformes; Mormyridae.